AUGACUCAAAUUGGCUGGUAUGGUCUCGGCUCCAUGGGCCUCGCCAUGGCCAGUAACCUACAGCGACACCUCGCCCCUAGAAAGGCAUUGAGUCUGCUGUACUCGAACCGCACAAUGUCGCGUGGUGCACCACUACAGGCACUUGGUGGUGUUCCCGAAGCUAGCUUUGAUAAGCUUGUAUCUCGCUGUGGAGUGAUUUUCACCAUGGUUGCGAACGACUCUGUCUUGCAGAAACUUAUCUCUUCUGCUAUUGAAUCGGGCCAUCCACUUAAAGACAAGAUCUUUGUUGAUUGCUCAACUGUUCACCCCGAUACUGUGAGCUCUGCGGUUGCACAGCUCAAGGCGCCAGGUGCGUCUUUUGUAUCGGCACCUGUAUUUGGAGGCAAUCCUAUUGCUGUGGAUGGGAAGUUGGUUUUUGCGAUCGGAGGUCCGAAGAGUGCCACUGAAGUGGUGAAGCCCCUUAUUCAGGAUGUCAUGGGUCGCAAGGUUAUUGAGUGUGGUGAUGAUGCUACGAAGUCUUCGCUUCUGAAGAUUGCUGGUAAUAUCGUGACUGUGAACAUGAUGGAGGCCGUUGGCGAGGCCCAGGUCUUUGCUGAGAAGACUGGAUUGGGAACUGGCCCCAUGGAAGAGCUAAUUGGAGAGGCAUUUGGUCCUGUAGCUGGUGGAUACUCGAAGAGGUUGACUACUGGUGCCUAUGCACCACCCUUGGACUCACGACCUGGAUUUGGUGUAUCUCUGGCCAUCAAGGAUGCAAAGCACGCCAUGGCUAUGGCACAGGAGCGAGGUGUUCAGCUUCCUGGACUGGAGAUUUCUCGCGAGAACAUGGAAGCUGCCCGGGAGUACGGAGGCGAAUGCCUUGACAGCAGCUCUAUGUAUGGAAUCCUGCGACAGAAAGCUGGGUUGGAGUUUUGGAAUGAGAAGAGCCGGAAGGCUUAG
Molecule: messenger RNA, 936 nt
Organism: Penicillium malachiteum
Lineage: Eukaryota; Fungi; Ascomycota; Eurotiomycetes; Eurotiales; Aspergillaceae
Product: NAD(P)-dependent oxidoreductase
Exons: 5
Coding region: 1-936 (311 amino acids)
Molecular function (GO): NADP binding; NAD binding; oxidoreductase activity, acting on the CH-OH group of donors, NAD or NADP as acceptor
Source: RefSeq, a predicted model, not a curated record